AGAGCGUCAGGCCAAUUCACCUGCUCGACUUUAUUUAAAAACUUGUUAGGAGACCGAUUGCAUAUUUGGAGAAUAUAACCUAAACGUUGGAGACGGUAAACAUUGUUGGAUGAGAAAUCUAGAGGGAAACCCACCUGCAGAGGCCUAAAGAUGAAGAUCAGAGUGGUUCAAAUCUGGGGAUUUUUAAUGACCGUGUUAGGCUGGAUCUUUGUGGCCUGCACUAUGGCUAUGGAGGGCUGGAAGAUAGCCUCGGUUGGUGGUAUGGGUGGUUCGUCCAUCAUCAAAGUGGCGUGGCAUUGGUCCAGCUUAUGGAGAAAAUGCUUCACCGAUUCAACUGCAGUCAGUAAUUGCUAUGAUUUCCCUGCGCUCUGGUCUGUGGAAUGGCACGUUCAAAUAGUGCGAGGCCUACUGAUGGGGGCUCUUUCUCUGGGUAUGCUGGGGUUCAUACUCAGCCUGUUGGGUAUGGAAUGCACCCAUAUUGGGGGUAAAGACGCUUCAAAGUACAAGAAGAUCUUUACGGGUGGAUUGUGCCACAUCAUCAGUGGUGCAUUGUCCACGUGUGGGUACGCCAUGUAUUCUGAGUACGUCAUAAUCAAAAACUUCGAUUCUGGCCUGACUGGACUUGACUACAGCCUUGGCACUCCGUUGUUCCUUGGCUGGGUGGGCUCGGCCUUUCACAUGGCUGGUGGUUUUUUCUAUCUGUGGUCCGUAUGCACGCCGCUCUGUGGAAGAGGAAAAAGGGUAAUUAAGGUAAAACCACAGGCAGACCUGGAGAAAAACAAGCCCACCACAGCUUCUUCUGCCGCAUCAGAGGUCACCUCCAAUACCAAACUGUCGUCCAUCUCUGAGUUGCCGUCCCAGUCUGACCGUUCGGAUGUAUCCUCCUUGUCUUCCAAAUCGGCACGCACGUCCAAAUCUGGGCGCACGGCCGGGUCGGGCCGGUCGUCCGUGACGGGACGGACCCCCGGAUCAAAUGGAACCUCAGAAUAUGGUUCGGGAUCCAGAUCAGGAUCCGAGUUCCAGUCAGGCCUGUCCUCAGAGUCCAGCCUGUCUACUCUGUCAGAAUCAAGGAGCAGCAGUCGGAGCAGUCAAAGAAGCAGCCACAGCAGCCGAAGCAGCCGCACAGUGUCCUCGAUGUCUGGCAGUUUGAGAAGCGGAGCUACACCUUUUGUCAAAAACUCCUACAUUUGAGCUGAUAAAUUAAAAUGUCAAAUGUCAAAAUUACUACGUAAACAAUUCUGCAAAUGUUUCUGACAUUAAGCCAAAUUCUGAUGAAGUUACCAUAUGCAACCUAACUGAAUCAUUAGCUAAUGGAUGUUAGCCGUUUUAUGUUAAGCAAUUGUCUUUGAUUAGCUGAGUUUUAUUUAAUGCAAUAACCAUGUACUUAUAAUCUGAAACAUCUGGUAGCUUUAAAACAAAAAACAAUAAAAGUAAAGGGUUAAUUCAAACGUAAAAGCUAGGUAGCUGCAGCCAAACUGGCUAAUUUGGCUAGCUAAACUAGCACAUGUUUGACCCCUGCUAGCAGGUUGGCUGCAGCUGCUAGCAGGUUGGCUGCAGCUGCUAGCAGGUUGGCUGCAGCUGCUAGCAGGUUGGCUGCAGCUGCUAGCAGGUUGGCUGCAGCUGCUAGCAGGUUGGCUGCAGCUGAUAGCAGGUUGGCUGCAGCUGCUAGCAGGUUGGCUGCAGCUGAUAGCAGGUUGGCUGCAGCUGAUAGCAGGUUGGCUGCAGCUGAUAGUUAGCCAAAAAUUGCUUGGUCUUCCCUUGACUUUUUAAUGGUACGUUCCCGUCAUACACUGACAAACCGUUGAUUUUUCAGUCACAAAUACGUCAAAUGUCUCUUGAUGUCAGAAAUCCAAUUGUAUUAGUCAGAACGUUCCAACAAUCAGUUUCCAAUAUGGCUGCCAAACAUACAGAAAGUGGAAGUUGCCUACACGGGAAAUCCCACUUCUCAUUGCAAGAUCCAAGCUGAAUAAUAAGGUCAAGAAGUUCAAUAUUAGCCUCUUAAUAAUUAUAAACAUGUCUCUUCAAAAUCUGCAUGUUACUAAAUUGUUUAUAUUUUGUGUGUAUUUCUUGGGAAAACUUUCACAUGCUAACUCAAUAGACUGUAUUCAUGCUGUAAAUAAAACAUUUUUUUGCUGAUAACGUUUUAUUUGAAAAUCUCAAAUGAAUAAAGCUUCUACAAAAGAA
This is a messenger RNA of Gambusia affinis (western mosquitofish), 2184 nucleotides long. RefSeq names its product claudin 10e (gene cldn10e). Bases 151 to 1191 code for a protein of 346 amino acids. Lineage: Eukaryota; Metazoa; Chordata; Actinopteri; Cyprinodontiformes; Poeciliidae. The record is from RefSeq and is a predicted model, not a curated record. Gene Ontology annotation, cellular component: bicellular tight junction; plasma membrane. Gene Ontology annotation, biological process: cell adhesion; bicellular tight junction assembly. Gene Ontology annotation, molecular function: structural molecule activity. The transcript has 5 exons.